This is a messenger RNA of Auanema sp. JU1783, 225 nucleotides long. NCBI's taxonomy places the organism in Eukaryota, Metazoa, Nematoda, Chromadorea, Rhabditida, Rhabditidae. The record is from the annotation of a GenBank genome assembly.
AUGUUUUAUUAUGAUAAAAUAUAUUUUAUGAUAAUUUUUAGUUUUGUUCUGAUAUCCACUAAUUCAGAGAGCAAGGUAGUUAAAUGCAAAAUUGAAAGCUUCAUAGAAUCACUGACAAAUGAUCAAAAAAAUGAUUUGUUAUAUCUGUGGAUGAAUUAUACUAAAGGCUAUUGUCGAGACAAUCUCAAUAAUACCAGUGUAGUUGAUCCUACCCAUGAGUCUUAA